CACAACUUCGCCGGCCGCACUGACUCUCUGGGCUCGCCACAUCUUGCAAACCUAAUUCAGAAAGCAAGCGCCUCGGCUCUCUGCCUGCCUCCUUUGCUCAGCAUAAGCUUUUCAGGUGAUCCAGAAAACGGCUGUUUUUAUGCGCAAAUAAGAAAAACAGGAAUCAUGAUGGGAAUGUAUUUAACAGAUCCAGUCCUGGAUAAAACUUAAAGCCAGUUUCUCUUCAACAUAGUGAAAAGGUCACCUUGCCUGGCUGGGAAAAGCAGGAAAAUACCAGCUUGUCGGUUUCUGUUAACAUCUUAGCUCCAGCUAGCCUCUUUGCCUUGAUGUUCUAGCAAAUUUGCGAUAUCUAGCUCUAAAGAAAGACAUCCUGUACUCAUGGUAGAUGAUAAAGAAAAGAACAUGAAAUGUCUCACCUUCUUCUUGAUGCUUCCAGAGACAGUAAAGAACAGGUCCAAAAAAGGUUCAAAGAAAGCAAACAGCAGCGGUGGCGGUGGCAGCGGCGGUGGCAGUGGGAACAGCAAGUUGCCCCCAGUUUGUUAUGAAAUAAUUACCUUGAAGACUAAAAAGAAGAAGAAGAUGGCUGCUGAUAUAUUCCCCCGUAAGAAGCCAGCCAACUCCAGCAGCACCACUGUCCAGCAGCAGCACCAGCACAAUCUCUGUAACAACAACCUCAUUCCGGCCCCCAACUGGCAGGGUCUUUAUCCUACCAUCCGAGAAAGAAAUGCGGUGAUGUUCAAUAAUGACUUGAUGGCAGAUGUACAUUUUGUGGUUGGGCCACCAGGUGGGACUCAGCGGUUGCCAGGACACAAAUACGUGUUAGCUGUUGGGAGCUCAGUGUUCCAUGCAAUGUUUUAUGGAGAACUUGCUGAGGACAAAGAUGAAAUCCGAAUACCAGACGUCGAACCUGCUGCUUUCCUCGCCAUGCUGAAAUACAUCUAUUGUGAUGAAAUUGACUUGGCUGCAGACACAGUGCUGGCCACACUGUAUGCUGCCAAAAAGUACAUAGUUCCUCACCUUGCCAGAGCCUGUGUUAAUUUCCUGGAGACCAGCCUAAGCGCCAAGAACGCCUGCGUACUCCUCUCUCAGAGCUGUCUGUUUGAGGAGCCGGACCUGACACAGCGUUGCUGGGAGGUGAUUGAUGCCCAAGCCGAGUUAGCACUCAAGUCUGAGGGAUUCUGUGACAUCGACUUCCAGACACUCGAAAGUAUCCUCCGCAGGGAAACGCUGAAUGCCAAAGAAAUAGUGGUUUUUGAGGCAGCCCUGAACUGGGCUGAAGUAGAAUGCCAGCGACAAGAUCUGGCCUUGAGCAUUGAAAAUAAACGCAAGGUCCUAGGAAAGGCCCUGUACUUGAUCCGCAUCCCCACCAUGGCCCUGGAUGACUUUGCCAAUGGUGCUGCACAGUCCGGGGUAUUAACUCUCAAUGAGACCAAUGACAUCUUCCUCUGGUACACUGCAUCCAAAAAACCGGAGCUGCAGUUUGUGAGUAAAGCCAGAAAGGGCCUGGUCCCCCAGCGUUGUCACCGAUUCCAGUCAUGUGCCUAUCGGAGCAACCAGUGGCGCUAUCGGGGUCGCUGUGACAGCAUCCAGUUUGCAGUUGAUAAGAGGGUGUUCAUCGCAGGCUUUGGGCUGUAUGGCUCCAGCUGUGGCUCUGCAGAGUACAGCGCUAAGAUUGAACUCAAACGGCAGGGCGUUGUCCUGGGCCAGAACUUGAGCAAGUACUUCUCAGAUGGAUCCAGCAAUACCUUCCCUGUGUGGUUUGAAUAUCCAGUACAGAUUGAGCCAGACACCUUCUACACAGCCAGUGUGGUGCUGGAUGGCAAUGAACUCAGCUACUUUGGACAAGAAGGCAUGACGGAAGUUCAGUGUGGCAAGGUGACUGUCCAGUUCCAGUGCUCCUCAGACAGCACCAAUGGCACUGGUGUACAGGGAGGGCAGAUCCCCGAACUCAUAUUCUAUGCCUGAACUUUUCUUCUCUUAUGCAGCAUGAGGUGCCCACACGGGCCCUCCUUGCCUGACGCUUAGCUCAUCUGCAGAUAUGUGGUCAGCACAGGUAAUUUGUAAUGAAUGAAGCAGUAGGCAGUUUCUAAUGUCUUUGAACCUUUUAAUUAUGUACAGGCUAAAAUGCAACAUUCCGCUUUUAACUAUAUGCUUAGAAGAGCCAAGUUCUUACUCAGGCUUUGUGGUUUUCAAGUUGCGUCUGUACGCCUAGGGAGAUCAUGUGCUUUUCCAAGUGCCCACCACCCUCCUACUUCUGUACCUCUGAAGAUGAUUUUGGAUCAAUUUGAAUUUCCUUUGAUGGAUGGAAAUAUGUAUCCGAAAGUAGUAUCAUUAUUUUUAAACAGAACCCCUUUCUCUUAAUAAAUAAAUAAAAACAAAAAACAGGUAAACCUCAGUGUACAAAUUUGAAAGAAUAUUUGCUUUGUAACAAGUAAACUUAGAAAGUAAA
Grammomys surdaster is the source of this 2449-nucleotide messenger RNA. It is a transcript of the gene Btbd3, whose product is annotated as BTB domain containing 3. The record is from RefSeq and is a predicted model, not a curated record. The transcript is spliced from 4 exons. Gene Ontology annotation, biological process: cerebral cortex development; neurogenesis; dendrite morphogenesis. Gene Ontology annotation, cellular component: cytosol. Bases 379 to 1965 code for a protein of 528 amino acids. Gene Ontology annotation, molecular function: protein binding. NCBI's taxonomy places the organism in Eukaryota, Metazoa, Chordata, Mammalia, Rodentia, Muridae.